AUGUUCACAGCAAAUCUUAUAUACUUCGCUUUAACUUUCACGUUGGCAUAUGGUUUAGUUAUUCCAAAUCUUCAGGACUUUUUCAGUUUUGAAAAAGCUACUGUUGAUGCUAAGUUAGGACAACAGUACCAACAAAUUGACAGUUCUAUGGCUCCAAUACUCUAUUCUGACCCAGAUUCUGGUAAGAAUGUUAUUCCAAAUAACUAUAUUAUAGUGUACAAGGAAGGAUUGACUGCUGAAGAGAGAAUGAUUCAUCAACUGUGGAUACAGAAGAAAUAUGAGUUCAUGGUUUCUCUGGAUGAUUCGAAUUCCAAAUUAGAUUUCUUCAAUUUUGGCAAUGAUAAUGAGAAUAGGGAUAUAUUUUCAGGUUACUUUGGAUACUUUCCUGAAUCGCUCUUACAAUUGAUUCAAUUAGACCCAGCUAUACAAUAUAUUGAACCCGAUUCGGAAGUCUAUCUCAAUGAAUUUAAAGUUCAACAGAAUGCUAUGUGGGGAUUGGCUGCAGGUAGCCAUAGAGAACCCCAUCCAAAACAGGAAUACCUUUAUGACGAUCAAGGUGGUAAAGGUGUAGUUGCGUAUGUUGUAGAUACUGGAAUCAUGAUUGAACAUGAAGAUUUUGAAGGGCGGGCUAGAUGGGGAAAAGCAUUGGUUGAACCUCAUCAAGAGAAAGACGUACAUGGUCAUGGGACGCAUUGUGCUGGUGUUAUUGGUUCGAAGACCUUUGGAAUUGCAAAGAAAGUUGAGUUAGUAGCAGUGGGUGUGGUACCCCCUGUCCCCUUUAUUAAUAUUUCUGAUCUUUUAAAAGGGUUUGAAUUUGCCGCAUUAGAUCAUCAAAAAAAUGUUAAAAAUAAAAAAAAAGGAUUUAAGGGAUCUACUGUCAAUGUUUCUCUUACUGAACCAGCAUCCAAAGCUUUAGAUUCUGGUGCAAAUGCUCUCAUUGAAGCAGGGUUACAUGUAUCUGUUGCUGCUGGGAAUGGAGCUCAAGAUGCUUCACAUGUAUCACCAGCUAGAACAUCGGGGCCCAUUACUGUUGGUGCUGUUGAUGUGAAUAAUACCAUGGGUUCAUUCUCAAAUUAUGGCUCUUGUGUUGAUAUUUUUGCUCCAGGUGUUGAGAUAGAAUCUACUUUUAAAGAUGGUUUCUCUUUAAUUUUGUCAGGUACUUCAAUGUCAAAUCCACAUGUGACAGGUCUUUUGUCAUACUAUUUAUCACUUCAACCAGAUUUGGAGUCGCAAUAUACUACAAAGUUGUUAGAACCAAAGGCUUUAAAGGAUAGGGUACUCAAGUAUGCCACAAAAGGAGUUCUUAAAGGAUUGAAAUCAGAUUCACCAAAUUUGUUGGCGUUUAAUGGAGCAGGAGGUAAUCUUGAUGAAUUUUGGAAGUAG
This is a messenger RNA of Scheffersomyces coipomensis, 1383 nucleotides long. Its product is annotated as S8 family peptidase. The transcript has a single exon. Gene Ontology annotation, molecular function: serine-type endopeptidase activity. Bases 1 to 1383 code for a protein of 460 amino acids. Lineage: Eukaryota; Fungi; Ascomycota; Pichiomycetes; Serinales; Debaryomycetaceae. The record is from RefSeq and is a predicted model, not a curated record. Gene Ontology annotation, biological process: proteolysis.